Penicillium longicatenatum is the source of this 276-nucleotide messenger RNA. RefSeq lists its product as uncharacterized. The record is from RefSeq and is a predicted model, not a curated record. Lineage: Eukaryota; Fungi; Ascomycota; Eurotiomycetes; Eurotiales; Aspergillaceae. The transcript is spliced from 2 exons. Bases 1 to 276 code for a protein of 91 amino acids.
AUGAAGGUCUUCUUUAUUUCUCUGGCUCUUGCUUCCUCUGCCAUCGCGGCGUCUAUUGCUAGAAGCAGCACCGAUACCACCUGCAAAAGUGGCCAGGUUGUUGUUUGCAAAGGCAAUGGCAAUGGCCUUAUCUCCCUGGGUAAUAUCGCCCCUGGCCUGCUCGGCGCCAGUUGCUCUGGCGGGGAUGUCUACUGCUGCUCCCAAAAGGACAUCGAACAGUAUGGCCUCAUAAACCUGAACCUGAACGCCCAAUGCAGCCUGAAUCGUGUUCUGUGA